UCAUCCGCAUCUGUAUCUGUGCUUGCUUUUGCACUCCACACAGAAACGUCGAUUCCAAGCCUUUGGCUGAAUGGCACAUGAAUAAGGUUGAAGCGCCAAUGAAGCCACAAGCACCCCGAGAAGAAGAAGAAGCAGAAGAAGCAGAAGAGUAGUUCCGGCGAUCUGGAAAUUCAAGGAAGAAGCAAGCUUGAGAUGGAGAGGCAAAGCAGUUGGGUGAGGAAGACCACUGGAGCGAUGACGAUCACCUGUUUGAUGCUUCUUCCUCUGUUGCUCCUUGUUACUCAAUCCGCCUUCAACACAUAUUUAGAUCGCCUCCUUCCUCAUGUAAUCAGAGAAAGAAUAUGUUGGAAGGAUGGAUCUUUGACGCCAAGAGAUGACGACGACGACGACAAGCUUCUCGGCGGCCUCCUCUCCGGCGAUUUCGACGAAUCUUCCUGCCUCAGCCGCUACCACGCCGUCUCCUACUGGAAGAACCCCAGCCGCCCUCCGUCACCGCACCUGGCGGCUAAGCUCCGGCGCUACGAAGCUCUGCACAAACGUUGCGGCCCCGGUACCGAGCUCUUCGAGAAGGCCAUUCACCACUUGAACUCCUCCAACCACACCGCCGGCAAACCCACCACGGACUGCAAUUACGUCGUCUGGGUCCCUUCCGACGGCUUAGGCAACCGCAUCAUCGCCCUCGUCUCCACCUUCCUCUACGCCCUACUCACCGACAAGGUCCUCCUCCUCCAUCUCACCGACGACUUCCACGACCUCCUCUGCGAGCCCUUCCCCGGCACCUCGUGGUCUCUACCGCAAGACUUCCCCGUCGGCGACCUCCUAAACAUCUACGCCAACCCUCCUUGGACACUCAGCAAUCCUCAAAACGCUCCCUAUCUCUACCUCCACUUGACGCAUGACCAGAGAUUCUCUGCCCACGGCUUCUUCUGCGAGGACUCUCAGCUACUGCUCCGAAGCUUCCAGUGGCUGCUGCUGAGAUCGAACCAGUACUUCGUCCCUGCUCUGUUUCGGAGCUCUGUUUACGAGAAGGAGCUUGAACUGAUGUUUUCAGAAGCCGAUGUGUUCUACCAUUUGGGGAGGUAUCUUCUCCACCCGACCAACUCCGUUUGGGGCUACAUCACAAGGUACUACCAUGCUUAUCUAGCAGAUGCAGAGCGGAUCGUAGGCUUACAAAUCAGAGUUUUUCCAUCAGCUCCCAUCUCUUCCGACCAAAUGCUGGCGCAACUCCUCAACUGUUCGUGGCAAGAAGGGCUACUUCCAGAGGUUAUGAUAGAGGAGGCCAUGAAUUCUAGUAGAUGGAGAAGAAAUAAGCCAAAAAAAGUGCUUUUGACGACGUUGUACUCCGGAUACUACGAGAGACUGAAGAGCAUGUACAACGAGCACCCGACCGUCGACGGCGAGGUGAUCGCCGUUCAUCAACCGAGCCACGAGGAGAAGCAGCAUACGGAGGAGCGGAACCACAACAAGAAGGCUUUGAUGGAGAUGUAUCUGCUGAGUUUUUGCGAUGUGCUGGUCACGAGCGGGUAUUCCACGUUUGGGUACGUGCCGCAGGGGCUCUCCGGACUGAGGCCGUGGAUUCUGAUGAGGCCUGACGGUGGCGGGGAGAGUGUGAACUGCCGGCGAGCUGUGUCGACGGAGCCGUGUUUUCACGCUCCGAUGGGUUACCAGUGCAUCGGAGAGAAGAAGAGGAAGGAUGGCGAGGAGGAGGCCAUGAGGCUUGUCGGAAAGUGUGAGGACGUCGCCGGAGGUCUUAAGCUUGUGAGUUAGUUUGUUGGAUUCUUGAUACAUAAAUUGUG
Molecule: messenger RNA, 1796 nt
Organism: Zingiber officinale
Lineage: Eukaryota; Viridiplantae; Streptophyta; Magnoliopsida; Zingiberales; Zingiberaceae
Product: galactoside 2-alpha-L-fucosyltransferase-like
Exons: 2
Coding region: 193-1767 (524 amino acids)
Biological process (GO): cell wall biogenesis; xyloglucan biosynthetic process
Cellular component (GO): membrane; Golgi apparatus
Molecular function (GO): galactoside 2-alpha-L-fucosyltransferase activity
Source: RefSeq, a predicted model, not a curated record